Messenger RNA from Syzygium oleosum, 1989 nucleotides. Its product is annotated as NAC domain-containing protein 101-like. The record is from RefSeq and is a predicted model, not a curated record. Gene Ontology annotation, biological process: regulation of DNA-templated transcription. Gene Ontology annotation, molecular function: DNA binding. The coding region runs from base 102 to 1859 and encodes 585 amino acids. Lineage: Eukaryota; Viridiplantae; Streptophyta; Magnoliopsida; Myrtales; Myrtaceae. The transcript is spliced from 7 exons.
UAUAAGACCAGCAAGCAUUCAAAGUGUGCACAAGCUCACUUCCCUAAGUUCUCACUCUCAGCUAGCUUGAACUUCACUUGUGUGAGAGAAGAAAACAAGAUAUGGAAACUAGGAUCUCUCCGGCGAAUCCACUACCCGCGGGAAAGUUAGUCACGGAGAUCGCGCUCUUACUUCAGCAGGCAAUAGUCGGCUACAGAUUCCAUCCAACUGAGGAGGAGCUACUCAAUUACUUGAAGUGGAAAGUAACCGGAUGCAGAGAAACUCUCUGUAUUAUUCCGACACUAGAAAACAUUUACGAGAUUAAUCCAUGGGAUUUACCAGCCAAGUUCAUCGAGAGAUCGAUCAUUCGAUCCAGAGAUCAAGAAUGGUGGUUCAUAUGUCCACAGAUGCAGAACCAACGAAUUAGCAGGAAAACACCAUGUGGUUCUUCUUGGAAGAUUACCGGUAAACAUAAAGAUAUUAAGGCUAAAAAUGACGACAAAAAGAUCGGUUCCAAGAUAACAUUAGUUUUCCUUGAUGGCCGGAAUUUCAAGGGCACUAGAUCCACCUGGGUUAUGCAUGAGUUUCAUCCACAUCCUGAUGAUACGAGUUUCGUUCUUUAUUGCCUAAAGAUGAAGCAAGAUGAGAAGGCAGAUAACCAAGAACCGUCUAUCCAGGUAAUGAGGAACCAACCAAACCACGCAGCUAUGUCCACGAAUGGAGAUUUUUCAUCAACUCCUCAGUUUCAGUGUCCCAAAGUUUCUUUUAGCGAGCGAAAUGAGGUUAUUGGCGAGUUAUCUAAUAAAGUUUACAGCAAGAGUGAUGGAUCAUAUCAGAAUGGAACAAAAUCCCUAGCCCUGAUACAGGAAGACAAUCACCACUCCUCACCAAAUCAGGAGCAUCUCAUGUGGAGUAAAAAUUCCUCUGGUACAGAAAAUUCAUCAGGAAGGGGGCUUGCUGUAUCUGACCCUACUAAUGAUGAGUUAAAUUUCCCACAUCCUUUUCUUGAUGUUGAUGUAUGCAGUGCAAUUGAAGCUGAAAAAGAAAAAAUAGAUCAGAUAAUUCCUACUGCUGGUUAUGUGCCGUCUGAUGAACAAGCAGAUAAGAGCCUUGAAAGCAUGGAUUGCGAUAACCCAGGACAACUUCCUUUUGCAGAGCAUCAUGUCCAAGAAAUGCAGAACCAACCGAAUGACCUAAUCAUGAACGGGAGUUCCUCUAGUACAGAAAUAUCUUCCGGAAGUUGCAGUACUGUUUCUGACGAAUGGAAUUGGAUUGAGCGCUUGAUGUCCCCUGUUGAUCAUGAUUCGUUUCCUAACAGCGACGUUUAUAAUUUUAAGGAUCCGAUUAGUGAAACUGAAGCAGGCAGAGGAGUAAUUCAGUAUGGCCAACUUGGAGAAACUAGCUGGGACAAUCUUUGGGCUAAUAAGAACCGGCGGCCGGUCUGUGACAUUCUCGAGGGAGCUGUUCCGUUAGAGGAAGAGGAAGGAUUUGUCGAACAGAAACUCAACUAUCCUCAGAACACCGAAAAGAUCAUAACAGAGUGCACAUCUUCCGUUGGAGCACCAGCAAAAGCAAAGGCUGCAAAGUUCAAGGAGAAGGAAACUACCAUGAUUCAGCCACAGAAGAAGAAAGACGAUGUGAAGAUGGAAUCAGACAACAUAUCCCGUUGGGAGACCUGGAAUGAUUCGCUUUCACUGACGAGAUCGACUGCAUCAACCAGCUGUUGCUGCCGAAAUAAAUCCACCAUUGAUCCAAGAGUUCUCCUUGCCAAAUUAAUUACAGUUGUUCUGGUGGCAUACUUGAUUGUUCACGGAAUAUGCAGAAUAUCUGAUGGAAUCAACCAGACGAUACAACACAACGUAAUUUACCGGAGAUUUUAGCAAAUGUCAGAGAUGGCACGAGAUCACUUCAUUUGCUCAAUGUGUCCCCCGUUAGUUCCCUAUGUCGCAUCAAUAAAUGUCUAAGGUUAUCUUCAUCGUGUGCAAAUGAAGUGGAUAUAUGUUGUGCAAA